Hirundo rustica (Barn swallow) is the source of this 1206-nucleotide messenger RNA. It is a transcript of the gene POP7, whose product is annotated as POP7 homolog, ribonuclease P/MRP subunit. The record is from RefSeq and is a predicted model, not a curated record. Gene Ontology annotation, cellular component: nucleus; ribonuclease MRP complex; nucleolar ribonuclease P complex. Bases 1 to 777 code for a protein of 258 amino acids. Gene Ontology annotation, molecular function: nucleic acid binding. The transcript has 3 exons. Gene Ontology annotation, biological process: tRNA 5'-leader removal. NCBI's taxonomy places the organism in Eukaryota, Metazoa, Chordata, Aves, Passeriformes, Hirundinidae.
AUGGCGGCCCGGCCCGCGCCUGCGCGCUGCGCCGCGCCGCCCCCGCGCAUGCGCCGGCGGAGGGGGGAGCGGGGGGAGCCGCGCGCGCGGCCCGUCCGCGCCCGCCGCCUCCCGCCCGCGAUGGCAGCGCCGCGCCGGCCCGGCGGGGUUUAUAUAGCCCGUCACGUGACCGGUCGCGCGGGAAGCGCGGGCUCCGUUCUGAGGCGAAUUCUGCCGGAAUCGGUGAAAAAACCCCGCAGCCCCACACGUACACAGCUCCCGUUAACCGCCACCAGCCCCACAGGAGCCGCAGAGCCGGUUUCAGAAUGUCCUCGGGCCGCCCCGCAGCACCGUCCCCGUCCCCGGGGGCGCUCCCCGGGCCGCCCCCCCCGCCGCCGCCACCGGGGGCCCCCCCCGGGCCCUCCCCCCGCGGCGGCGGGCAGCAAUGACGUGUUCGUGACGUCACGCUCGGAUUUCCGGGCGCAGCUGCGGCGUUGCCAGCGGCUCCUGGCGCCGGGCGGGGGUCCCGGGGGCGGCCCCGGGGAGCUGCGGCUGCACGGGCUGGGCCUGGCCGUGCCCCGCACCAUCAACCUGGCGCUGCAGCUGCAGGCGGGGGCGGGCGGCGCGCUGCGGCUGCACGCCAGCACCUCCUCCGUGCCCCUGCGCGCCCCCCGCGCCCGCGGCAACCGCCACCGGGACCGCCACGGCGACGGGGACAGCGACGGCGACGACGGGGAAGCCCCCCGGCACAACUCGGCCAUCCACAUCCGCCUCUGCCGGGAGGCGCCCUGCGCCUGAGGGGCACCCCGGGGCCCGGGGGGCUCCUCGGUUUCACCCCGCUGUCCUCAGGGGCUCCCCCGGUGUAAAGGGGGGCGACCCCUCUGUCCUGGGGUGACCCUGGGGUCCUGGGGGGGCUCCCCCGCUGUUCUGGGGCAUCCCCCGGUGUCACCCCGUGGUCCUGGGGGGCUCCCCCGGUGUCCUGGCCUCUGUCACUUUUGUGGGGACCCUCCGCGGUGAGUCCCCAGGUGUGUCACGGCUGCGGGGACAUCACGGGAGGUCUUGGGGACACCGAGAUGGCACCGAGAGGCCGCGGGGAUGCUGUGAUGGCCUGAGGACACGGACGGUGCCACCAGCAUCUCGAGGCUGCCGCGAUCCCCCCGAUGUCACCCUGAGCCACCCCCGCAGCCGCGGGGACGUGACACCCAAAUAAAGACGGUGGCGGCAGCA